Messenger RNA from Chelonus insularis, 851 nucleotides. RefSeq names its product transmembrane protein 222. NCBI's taxonomy places the organism in Eukaryota, Metazoa, Arthropoda, Insecta, Hymenoptera, Braconidae. The transcript has 4 exons. The coding region runs from base 150 to 710 and encodes 186 amino acids. The record is from RefSeq and is a predicted model, not a curated record.
CCUACAUUGUCGACACAAUAUGUCAUGAAGAGCAAUGACAGCAGUACAAUAACAACAUUGUUUUCAAAUAAAUUCUAAUUAAAAUCAUUUAUAAUUCUGUUUAAUUAUAAAUUUAAAACAUGGUUGUGAGUAAACAAGUUUUAGGUUAAAUGAGGAAAAUGAAAAGCAAUAACUCUGUAGAACAAAAAUCAUUUGGUUCGAGUAGUUCAUUUUUUAAUGAUAUGAUGAUUGAUCCAGCUAGAAAAAGAUUUCCAUGUUGUAUUGUUUGGACUCCAAUACCUUUUCUCACAUGGUUCUUCCCAUUCAUUGGUCAUAUGGGCAUAGCUACUUCAUUAGGUAUCAUCAGAGAUUUUGCUGGACCUUAUCAUGUCUCCGAGGAUCAGAUGGCUUUUGGACAGCCAACAAAAUAUUGGCAGUUAGAUUAUUCUAAAGCUAGAGAUGGAAUAAUUGGAUGGGACAGUGCUGUUGCAGAAGCUAGUGAAAUAUAUAAAACUAGAAUGCAUAACUUAUGCUGUGACAAUUGCCAUUCACAUGUAGCUACAGCUUUAAAUUUUAUGCAUUAUAAUAAUUCAACCAGCUGGAAUAUGGUAAAGCUUGCAUUUCUUAUGCUUGUUCAUGGGAAAUAUGUUGGAUGUUUAGGAUUCAUCAAGACUUGGUUACCAUUCUUUAUCAUAGUGACGAUAAUCACAACUCUUUGCAUUAUUUAUUAAGUUCUUUUCUGAGUGUAAAUUUAACCUUGUGAUACUCUGUGUUUUGUGUAUAUAAACGUAAUAUUUAUUUUCAAACGUCGUAAAAUUUUCUAUUGAUGGCAUUUAUUACAUUUAAACAUUCAAGCAUUCACGUUGGAUAAC